Molecule: messenger RNA, 1923 nt
Organism: Phragmites australis (common reed)
Lineage: Eukaryota; Viridiplantae; Streptophyta; Magnoliopsida; Poales; Poaceae
Product: cyclin-D3-1-like
Exons: 6
Coding region: 267-1313 (348 amino acids)
Biological process (GO): mitotic cell cycle phase transition; regulation of cyclin-dependent protein serine/threonine kinase activity
Cellular component (GO): nucleus; cytoplasm; cyclin-dependent protein kinase holoenzyme complex
Molecular function (GO): cyclin-dependent protein serine/threonine kinase regulator activity
Source: RefSeq, a predicted model, not a curated record
CCCUCUCCACUCCUCUCUACUACAAUAGCUUCUUCUCCCCUCCCCCAUCUUCCCCCUGCCUCUCCAUCUGGGAACACAAGCAGAAAAAAGAGAGGGAUUUUCUUUAUCUCUGGAAUAAAACUAAGCAGAGGAGAGUGUAGUAGGGAGGGGAGGAGGAGAUGCUGAUCAAAACUGAAUAAUAAAACCGCAAAGAAAUAGAGCUAGAUUACUUACCAAUCCUACUACAUUUGCUUGCACCUAGUUGUGUGGUUCUUGUGCACUCUGGAAUGGCCCCAAGCAUAGACUAUGUAGCAUCCAUCCUCCUCUGCGCGGAGGACUGCACCGCCAUUCUUGACCUUGAGGAGGAGGGGAGUGAGGAGAUUUCGUGGGUUCUUGGCCCCUCGUCGCGCCAUGCGGAUGCUUCUCUAGGGGCCAUGUGGACUGACUUCCCCCUGCAAUCAGAUGACUGCAUUGAGGCGCUCCUGGGGAGGGAGGAGGAGCACCUGCCCAUGGAGGGCUACGCCCAACGGCUGUUGCAGCAGCCUGGGGGGUCGGAUUUGGUGGCCAUGAGGUGCGACGCCAUUGACUGGAUUUGGAAGGUCCAUGAGCAUUACAAGUUCGGGCCUUUGACGGCGGUCUUGUCAGUGAACUACCUGGACCGGUUCCUCUCGGUGUACGAUCUUCCACAAGGGAAGGCCUGGAUGACACAACUCUUGGCAGUGGCUUGCUUGUCCUUGGCUGCAAAAAUGGAGGAAACCAUUGUCCCACAUCCCUUGGACUUGCAGGUGGGUGAGGCAAAGUAUGUGUUUGAGGUUAGGACCAUACAAAGGAUGGAGCUUUUGGUGCUCAACACUUUAAGUUGGAGGAUGCAAGCCGUGACUGCUUGCUCAUUUAUUGACUACUAUCUUCACAAAUUCAGUGAGGAUCAUGUGGUGUCCAAAAUCAUACAUGCUCGCUCGGUUGACCUUAUCUUGAGCACAUCUAAAGUUGCUGAAUUCUUGGUUUUCAGACCAUCAGAGAUUGCCGCAAGUGUAGCUCUAGUGGCGUUUGGGAAACAUGAAAAUUCAGUACUUGGGAGUGUGGCAACUUGUUGCAAACAUUUAAUAAAGGAGAGAGUAUUAGGAUGCUAUGAAGUGAUUCAGAAAAAUAUUGUUGUGGGAAACAUUAUUCUCCAGUCAGUUGGCUCUUCAGUUUUCAUCGUGCCACACAGCCCCAUAGGUGUGUUGGAUGCAGUUGCAUGUGAGAGCCAACAAACUGAGGGCACAAGUGCUGGAGCUCCUACAAUAUAUUUUGAGAGUUCACCAGCAAGCAAAAGAAGGAAAAUUUGCAUAUGAUUGUUCGUGUUGUCAGGUGUUUUGCUCGCCAGCUUGUUUACUUGAAGCGUAUCAAUCUAAUUUGGUCACUCAGAAGAAUUUUGGCCUGCCCAAGCACUUUUGAGAAUUAAAAGAAGCAAGACAACAUAUAGACCAUGUUUGGUCCCCCAAAUGUUAGAAGCCACUUGACUUACAGCAGGCUUGGAUCUUGUUCAUGAAGUUUAUAGGAGUCCAGUGCUUGCAAAGCUAUUCGAUGGUCCAGUGAUGGUGACGGCCUUACUGCUGUGGGUAGAUAAUGGAAUUGAGCCAGGCACUUAAGUGUUGUAGAGAAUAGAAUUCGCUAGCUGCAUUUCGCUUUGAUCCUCCCUUAUUUUUUUUGUUGAGAACCUUGAAAGAGGGAUGAUUUGAAUCAGGUAAUGGGAAUACAUGGAAAAAACUGAAACAAAUUGGGAGAGGAAAGGUGUCUAUUGGUUUCCUUUAAAGAUCUGGAUUUGUUGUUAAUGGUCAGUUUUCUUGUCAUGGUCUGCGUCUAUCCUUGAUUGCUACACGGCCUAGGUUGUUAAGCCCUUCUUAAAAAUGGAAAUCGGGAAAAUUAUUUGUUCUCCACCUUCAAACAAUAAAGAAAUAACAA